Molecule: messenger RNA, 1227 nt
Organism: Fusarium musae
Lineage: Eukaryota; Fungi; Ascomycota; Sordariomycetes; Hypocreales; Nectriaceae
Exons: 2
Coding region: 1-1227 (408 amino acids)
Source: RefSeq, a predicted model, not a curated record
AUGUCUAAACUUAGCCCUGCUCUUACCACCACUAAGAUCAACGAAAUGGCAACCUUUCCUCAAUUCGCUAGACUCCCUAUCGAGAUUCGGGACUUGAUAUGGGAAAAGGCUCUCAUCAAAGACAGAGUUCUUAGCAUGCAUGUUUGGACCCUCGGAGAGGAAUGCUGGGAUGAGGCACGAACUAUGCAUGUGCUCCAUGGCAGACCUGUGGAGAAAGAGGUUGCAGCCGUUAUUGGUUCUCCAACUACUCCCCAGCUUCCCAACAGACAGGAGACGGAAGUCAAUGCAGGAUCGGAGAAGAAAUAUGGUGUCUUCGUUGAUGAUAAAGUAGCCAUAAGCAAACUGUUCCGCGUCAACGCUGAGUCGCGCGAGGCUGCGAAAAGGGUUUACAGGGUACACAUUCCCUGUACUUAUAUGAAACCAGGGCUCUAUGAGAAGGGAACGCUGUACCUUCGGCCGGAAUCGGAUACCAUACGCAUGGGUCUUACCGAAGGGUUUGGUCGCUUCGCUCAUUGUGUUUGGGCAACGGAUCAUCGGCACGUUGGGCUCGUCAACCUAGCCCCCGACCUUAAAGUUCAGUUUCGUGGCUUUAAUGGUUUAAAUUGGCAGAAUGAUUCGUUUCCAGAAGAUCCUGCUGAGGUAAAGCUGUGGAAGGAGGGCCUGGGAAGAUUGACAGACGUCAGCUUUCAGGAUACCAUACCAGGAUGUGUGGAUCCACGAUGGGCGGACCUUCGCACAUUCUCUGGGCCCUUGGCACCCAUCGAUCUCCAUCUCCCUGGGUUCCAGGACAAAUGGGUCAAAGCCAAUUCACCUCAGUACCUCCCAAUAGAGGGUAUGAGGCUGAGCGCUCUGUUCUGGUUCCGUCUCUUGUCCAGAGAGGAAAUCACGCUGUCGCCCGAUGUCAACUAUAGCUGCCUGUUCAGUCAAAGAGACACACUACACCAAUGUCUUCCAAACAGAACCAAGAAGUGGCAAUGUGCAGCAGAGUUAUUCAUCCAGGACUUCAGAGCAAAGGGGAAAGAGGUUGUUCCUGGAUACUGGCUUUUUCCGAUGGAUUACCUUUCAUUCGUCAAGAUUGACAAGGGCAAGUUCUGCGUGAACCAGAACAACUCGAAGUUGGAAGAGAUAAAGUCCAGUUUUGAGCUGUGUAUACACCGGCUUACUGCUUACUCGGAGCAGACUGGGAUAGUGGACUGUCGGAAACGGCAUCUGUGGAAGACAUCAUAG